This is a messenger RNA of Trematosphaeria pertusa, 339 nucleotides long. Its product is annotated as NADH:ubiquinone oxidoreductase 11.5kD subunit. The transcript has 3 exons. The record is from RefSeq and is a predicted model, not a curated record. The coding region runs from base 1 to 339 and encodes 112 amino acids. NCBI's taxonomy places the organism in Eukaryota, Fungi, Ascomycota, Dothideomycetes, Pleosporales, Trematosphaeriaceae. Gene Ontology annotation, biological process: mitochondrial respiratory chain complex I assembly.
AUGGCUUCAGGAUACGGAUUGGCUGGCGGACCCUCCCGCUGCUUCCCCUUCUGGCAAGAAGUCCUCGCCUGCUACGUCACAAACACCAGCGCCGAAGACGACUCGGGCAAGCGGAAAUGCCAGCCCGUCCUCGAGGACUACUACGAGUGUCUGCACCACAAGAAAGAGGCCGCGCGCACCCUCGCCCUCCAGGCCGCCUACCGCAAAGCCGAAGCAAACAUCAAGCGCGACGACGCGCCCUCGGCGGGCGAAAUACGGCGACUGGGCGUGCUGGAUGCGCCGCUCGAGGAGAAGAAUCUCAAGGCGAGCAAGUGGUUCCCACACAAGGAGAUCAACUAG